AUGCCUGGACUUGAUGCGCUCCUACAUCGACGGCCACCUUCGGCUUGGCAGUUGUUUCUACGAGGACCAUUUGUGUUUCUGACACGAAAGCUAUAUUCGUGGAAGCGUGGUGCGACCCGGCCACACCUGGCUGAUGAUCAGAGAAUCUCUGUGCUUUGCAUCUCGGAUACGCACAACAGUCAAUGCGAGCUCCCAGAUGCCGACAUCUUGAUCCACGCGGGCGAUCUCACACAAUCAGGCUCACUCCACGAACUCAAUCAGAGCAUUGCUUGGCUGCGAGUGCAGUCCCACGGCGUGAAAGUCGUCAUCGCAGGUAACCACGAUAUUCUUCUGGACGCAAAGCGAGAUGAUGCAGAGGGCAAAGCUGCCGCAGCGCGUGCACAUUUUGAUUGGGGUGAUAUAAGUUAUCUGGAAGAUCAGGCCUUGAUGGUCACCUGCAAGAAUGGACGUUGUCUAAAGAUUUACGGCAGCCCCAAAUCUCCCCGGCACGGUAACUGGGCAUUCCAGUAUGCCCGGCAUGACGACGUAUGGAACAAUUCAGUACCCGACGACACGGAUAUACUUAUCACACAUUGCCCGGCCCAUGCUCACCUCGAUCUGGGAGGCCUUGGUUGUCGUCACCUGCUGUUCAUAGCCAGGAAUCGCUCGCUUCUGCUAUUCUCUGGAGGUAUUUCUCCCGAUGGUAGACGGAUGGUCAAAGUCGUCGGUAGCGGCGACACCUUUGGCACCCAGCUGGGUUCUUGCUCCAAUACGAUGGGUCUUUCUCGUAGUUCCCUCUCUGCAUCGUCUCCCAUGAUUAUGACGGGGCUUCCUCGGGGCAAACCGCGUUCGUUCAACCUAUUGAAAGCCUUUGUCAGAUAG
Molecule: messenger RNA, 861 nt
Organism: Neoarthrinium moseri
Lineage: Eukaryota; Fungi; Ascomycota; Sordariomycetes; Amphisphaeriales; Apiosporaceae
Exons: 1
Coding region: 1-861 (286 amino acids)
Molecular function (GO): hydrolase activity
Source: RefSeq, a predicted model, not a curated record